Molecule: messenger RNA, 2061 nt
Organism: Plasmodium knowlesi strain H
Lineage: Eukaryota; Apicomplexa; Aconoidasida; Haemosporida; Plasmodiidae
Product: U3 small nucleolar RNA-associated protein 7, putative
Exons: 1
Coding region: 1-2061 (686 amino acids)
Biological process (GO): maturation of SSU-rRNA from tricistronic rRNA transcript (SSU-rRNA, 5.8S rRNA, LSU-rRNA)
Cellular component (GO): 90S preribosome; small-subunit processome; nucleolus
Molecular function (GO): protein binding
Source: RefSeq, a predicted model, not a curated record
AUGACAGAUGAAAACUCGGCGGGCGCCUCGCCCGUGAGAAGAGGGCACAGGGACGAUGGAAUUCUUGUCCUGCAUGAGGUGACUCCCCAGGCGGUAGAAGAAGAAUGCAUAAAUGUAGACGUGGAGAGGAUCAAACGUAAAAGGAAGAACAAGAAACUACUGAAUAAGUUAAAAAAAAAAAAUCGGGAGAAAAUCCUUCAGAAAAAUCGUAUCGAUUACUUGCCAGUGGAUCCAAAGGAACUUCCGCAGAAUUUGCCAAUAACGAAAAAAAUAAAAAAUAAAAAAAUAAAAAUGAAAUUGAAGAGGGAUGUGAGACUGGCCAUUUUAUCGUCCAAGAAGUUGUUGGCGAAUAGGAAGUUUAAGCGAGUGGAGGAGGGAUUCAUUCGGGCGGCGCCACCAAGUGGGAGCACCAACAAAGGGGAGGUGAUGAAUAAAGGGGAGAAGAUGAUGGACAACGGGGAGAUGAUGAAUAAAGGGGAGGUGAUGAAUAAAGGGGAGGUGAUGAAUAAAGGGGAGGUGAUGAAUAAAGGGGAGGUGAUGAAUAAAGGGGAGGUGAUGAAUAAAGGGGAGAAGAUGAUGGACAACGGAGGAGAGUCAACUGUUGGCGCUUCCGCAGGGGCACGAUCCCUACUAACGCAGAAAGAACUCUACGCACAAGCGGAUAUGGGCAUCAAAAAGAAAAUCAUCGACCUGAGGUUGAACUUGGGAGCAUACCAAUGCAGAUAUUCACGAAACGGAAAGUACCUUCUGUCGACGGGAGAAAAAGGACACAUCACACUUAUGGAUACACAGAACUUAGAACCCAUGUGUGAACUGCAAGUUGAGGAAUCAGUUAGAUGCAGUACCAUACUACACAACCACAAACUCUUCGCAGUGGCACAAAAGAAAUAUAUAUAUUUUUAUGACAACACAGGCAUUGAAGUAAACUGUAUCAAGGAUAUCCUAUACACCUAUCAACUUGAAUUCCUUCCAUACCAUUUCUUAUUAACUUCCAUUGGAGAGUUUGGUGAAUUGGUGUAUCAAGAUAUAUCCAUGGGAAAUAUCAUUACAAGAAAAAAAACGAAAAGAGGCCCAUGUAAUAUAAUGAAACAGAGUAAACAUGAUGCAACCAUCUACCUUGGUCAUCAAAAUGGCCAUGUAACUGUAUGGACCCCCAAUAUAGACAAACCUGUAUGUGACAUAUACUGCCACGCCACUCCUAUAUCAGCCAUAGCCCUUCAUAAAAACUAUCUUAUCACCUCCUCUGUUGACUGUACAUACAAACUCUGGGAUCUUAGGAAAUUACAGUUCAUUGAAUCGUAUCGCUCUCAUAAUAUCAUUAACGAAAUGGACAUCAGUGAUACAGGCAUCGUUGGCAUGGCAAUAAACAGCCAUUUCAGAACGUAUAAGGAUUUCUUUAACAAACCACAACUAUACUUAACACACAACAACUAUGGUGAUAAAAUAAACUCCCUCGCAUUUCAACCCUUUGAAGACAUAUGUUGUGUGGGUUCACGCUACUCCAUCAAGUCUCUUCUCAUUCCAGGAGCUGGUCUAGCGAACAUCGACACAUACGUAAACAACCCAUACGAAACAAAGAAACAAGUUCGGGAAAAUGAAAUAAGGUCGCUUCUUGAUAAACUGCCUCCUGAUACCAUCACCUUUGGAAAAAAUAAACUUGGACUGAUCAACCCGUUCGCUUCAAACGUGAAGCAGGUGAAUGGAAAAACUCAGCAUGGCUAUGGCUAUGGCUACGGUGCAGGUGAAGCAGGAGGAGCAAGUGGUGAAGGAUCUCAUCACCGAACCAAUCAUAAAAACCCUCGGAAUCACAACACCAUCCAUAGUAAACAACAGAUGGGGGAUUCAUCCGAUGACGAAUCUUCUGACGAUGCCACAGGAGGACUUAGGCGUGGACGGAAGGGAUCACUCCACCAGAACACAACAAGAACAAAACCCCCAGGGAUGAAGAAGAAGAAAAAAAAAAAAAAUAAAAAUAAAUCCUUUUUAAAUUCUAACGUUCCCAAACAUUUGCGCAAAAGUGCCAAAGAUAGAGCGGCCGAGCGCACGGCGGGAGGGAGUUAA